AGCAGCAACAACUAGUGCCUUAGACACUCUCCAUCAACAAACUCUAGCUGAUCAAUCCUAGCUAAGCUUAUUGCAUAGCAAUCAAUGGGGUGCUCCAAAACCCUAGCAGCUGGCCUGCUCGCCAUGCUUUUCCUAGCUCCGGCCGUCCUGGCUACCGACCCUGACCUUCUCCAGGACUUCUGCGUCGCUGACCUCGACGGCAAGGCCGUCUCGGUGAAUGGGCACACGUGUAAGCCCAUGUCGGAGGCCAGCGACGACUUCCUCUUCUCAUCCAAGCUGGCCAAGGCCGGCAACACAUCCACCCCGAACGGCUCGGCCGUGACGGAGCUCGACGUGGCCGAGUGGCCCGGUACCAACACACUCGGUGUGUCCAUGAACCGCGUGGAUUUUGCACCUGGAGGCACCAACCCGCCACACAUCCACCCGCGUGCCACCGAGAUCGGCAUCGUGAUGAAAGGUGAGCUCCUCGUGGGAAUCCUUGGCAGCCUCGACUCCGGGAACAAGCUCUACUCGAGGGUGGUGCGCGCCGGAGAGACGUUCCUCAUCCCACGGGGCCUCAUGCACUUCCAGUUCAACGUCGGUAAGACCGGGGCCUCCAUGGUCGUCUCCUUCAACAGCCAGAACCCCGGCAUCGUCUUCGUGCCCCUCACGCUCUUCGGCUCCAACCCGCCCAUCCCGACGCCGGUGCUCACCAAGGCGCUCCGGGUAGAGGCCGGGGUCGUGGAACUUCUCAAGUCCAAGUUUGCCGCUGGGUUUUAAUUCCUGGGAGACUGCCCAUAAAUUAAAACCCAGCGGCGAACUUGGACUUGAAGUUAUAAAUAUUGAAGUUAUAAAUAUUGAAGUUAUAAACCCGGUUUAAAUAUACUUGUAGUUCCAGUUUGAAUUAUAUCCCUUCAAUAUUUAUAACUUCAUUUUAAUGCCUAAAAAUAGCAAACCAAUCCAGAGCGAGGCUUAAUUUUGAUAUGGACUUUUAAAAUUUGUAUUUUCAUUUUUACAAAAAAAUCAGGAGCCUUCUAUUUUCUAUACAUAUGUACUUUGUAUAUGGUGCCUUAACUCCCUAUUUCAAAAAAAAAACAAACUCGGAGUAUUACAUAACAAGAUCCAAAAUGAACGCAUAUAAGUAUAUAAUAGUGAGAAUGGCGUUUUGGAGGCCGAGCUCCAUGGAGCCCUUUAUUUAAAAAAACAAAUUCAAAAUUUUAUGUUUCAAAAAAUUCUGAAAAAAAUAUGCGUAUAUGUAAGGAUGUAACCCACAUGUGUGUAAAAGUUCAUGAUGAAAUACCUUGAAUUGCGACCUGUACAAAAAAGACAAAUUCAUGGCCUGAGAGAAUGAAUAGUAUCAUGUGUUAAACAGCCUUAGAUUUGUCUUUUUUGCACAGCCCUCAUUUCAACGUAUUUUGCCCUGAAAAUUUACACACAUGUGUGUUAUGCCUUCAUGUAUAUCUGUGUUUUUUUCAGAAUUUUUUGAAACAUAAAAAUAUGAAUUUUGAUGAAAUUUUAAUUUUGAAUUUGGAGGCCUCAUUGGAGCUCGGUCACCAAAAGGAUUUCCGUAUAGUAUAAUAUCAAGUUGGAAUACAAAUUUAAGUUGAAAUGAUGAAGCCAUAGUGAGUUUGACUUCAAACCUCAUAAUUCCACUUUGAAACAUAUGAUGCUUACCCGGAGAUGCUUCGGUUGCUCGACAAUGUACAACCCAAGUUUUGUGAAAUUGAUUCCAAUUUUAAACACAACCCCUUGAGGUCAUAUCAUGGUGCCAUGCCAAAUUACAUUUUUUGUAUUUCAUUCACCUUUCUAGAAUUAAAUAAAACAAAUAAGUGCAACUAAGAGUUAGAAUUUUACCAACUAAAACUUUUGAAUUUUCCAUACAUCUCUUGGAUUACACCUACGGUACUUAAGAAUUUGAAUAUUACCUUUCUUCCAAAUUGUAGGCAUUGUUUUAAUAUACUUGUAGUUCAAAUUUUAAUUAUAUAUCAACCAUAAAGAUCACUUAAUGCCUAAAAAUUAGCAAACUAAUGCAAAAAAUGCAUAAUUUUGACAUGAACUUCGAGAUGUUGGAAGUUAAAUAUAGGAAAGGUUUGGAGCCUUCUGUGUCAAUUUUUCAAAAAAGAAGGACCUUAAGCCUAGCUUAAACACUAAAAUCUAAGAAGUUCUACGAGUGAGCGGUAUGUGGUGCUUGUCUUUUUUUUGAGAAGUAUGUGGUGCUUGUCAUUGGUAAGGAUUUACCAAUGACGAGUUACGCUUGUUAUAUACUGCCUGCACGGGACUUGAUUUUUUUCCCAAAUCACUUGUCCUAACCCCCAAUCGAGCAUGCUGACUCUGGUGCCGCCUACCGCCUACCGCCACCAGCACCGCACACCAUAUCUGCCUCCGCGUGCCCCCCGCACAUGGCAUGGUCUCCAUGCUCACUACUGAAUCAUGUGUCCCUCUCCCUCCUUGGUCUCCACCCCCGUUGUCACUGCUCACCUCCGACGUCGGUUGAUGCCUCGUCCCCAAGUCCAACCCGCCUUUGCCUCCUCGACCUCUUCUACUCCACCUUUGCCUCCUACUUCUCAUGUCGGAUGACACCACACUUCUCUGCCUCGUCAACGGACGCUCUCAGUGAGCGUUCCUCAUCUACUUCUCAUGCUUGCCGUGCUUAGGAGGUUCAUGCAUAGGUGCUUGUGUUGUGACAUCGUCGUGGAUGAAUGAGUAACAUAUCUGAUAUAUUUAUGUGUUUUUAUGAAUAACACCAGAAUUGAGAUGAAUAAUUGUGCGGCAUCAUGGAUUAAUAUGCUUGUGGUAUCGAUAUGUUUUAAAUGAACCCAUAAGAUUAUUAGCUUUCAUGAUUUAAUAUAACUAAAUAAGUAAGUAUGUGUAGUUUUAAGAUUUAUUUGGACUAAAAAAUUGAUGAAGUGCCAAGUGUUAGUUGUUGUUUUGUGUUUUUGGCUUCAGGAAAAACAAAAGUUUAAAAUAGCGAGCUAUGCCAAAGGCAUCAAACUCAAAAUAAGUUAAAUAGCGCUAGAACGCCGCUAAAUGGCACUAUAUCCAACUAAAACAACUUAAUUAUACAUAGGUGACAUUUAGCGGGGCCUUGCAAAAAACACUACAAAGUUGCUAUAGCUUACUAUUUGAAAAUUUAGGAAAAAACGGGUAUUUUCCCUUCAAGUGAAAAAUCCUCAAAUAAUGCAAGAGAAGUUUGUACAUAAAAAGAUAGCUGAAGCUAGAAGAGAAAACCUAGUGGGGUUCACAGCUCUUAGGCGGCGCUGUGGGGCAUCAGGUCUCCUCUCCGGUGCUCUCGAACUCGUCCUAAUAGUAUACCUUUUGCGAGAUACUAUAACUUAACUUUUGCAAAUAAAUUCGUAGUCAAACUUUGAUUCAAAAUAAGAGGGUGUCUUGCAUUGCAAGUUUGCAAUGUUGUAAUUUGGAGGGGAGAACAUGGAGUGGUGGUGUAAUUGCUAUUUUUUAUGUGUGAUGGAGGUGCGAGCAACCGAGAGAUUUCUAUGGUUAUCGAAUUGAGUAUUUUUUAACAUAGUGCAGACAAAUAUGCUCAUACAUACAUAGGCAUGCAGAUGCUAUCCCUAUGAGCAUCUCCAAGAGACCGAGUCCACACAUCAUCUUAUGAUUGACGAAGUCGACAUAGACGUUUUCUUAAUCUAUGGAAAUGUCCCCUCCAACUGAACGCACAUCACCUAAAUCCAGAAAAAUGGGACCACCAAUGUCAAGUUUAAGACAUAAACCUUGGUGGGCCGGCAACACCAUUAUUUUCCUAACCAUCCAACCAUAGAUUGAAAUUCAUUAUUGAGCGAAGGAUAUGGAACAGAGCUUACAUAAUAUGAUGCGGUAGCUUAGGGUUCAUAACACAUGUGACCCGCUGGUGAGAUAAUUAGAUAGGAUUUGAAUGUACCUAUUGACACAAAAUUAUACACAUGCCCUACUCAUGAUUAAUCGGAUAGGAUUUGGAUAUUUCCCAUAGCAUGAAAAUGUGCCCAUACCCAAUCGAUGUGGGUCAGGUUUAAAUAUAUCCAUGUCUAUGGAUAAAAUUGACAUCCUUAUCUGGAAAUGUGGCUGCAGUAAAAGGCGGCGCAGCUCGCAGCAACAAUCGAUAGAAAUGUUCUUCCUUCUGAGCUGAGUUGACAUGGGGAAAGUGAGAAGCGAAAUGCCUCGACCGAUGACGAUCGUUGAUUCGGUGACAAGUGGCCAUGCAGGUGCGCGCGGGG
Molecule: messenger RNA, 4190 nt
Organism: Triticum dicoccoides
Lineage: Eukaryota; Viridiplantae; Streptophyta; Magnoliopsida; Poales; Poaceae
Product: oxalate oxidase GF-2.8-like
Exons: 1
Coding region: 85-759 (224 amino acids)
Molecular function (GO): manganese ion binding
Source: RefSeq, a predicted model, not a curated record